UCCAGGUGGCAUCACCCGUGGGUGGCUGGUUGGGUUGGGUUUUUUUUUUUUUCCUUGCAGGGUCUCUUUGGGGGUGGGGGGCCUGGUGGGAAGGAGUUCCACCGUGGAGCCUGAAGAGAGGACGGCGGCUCUGCUUGACCUCACUGCUAACAUGUUGUACCUUGAGAAUAAUGCCCAGAGCCAGUACAAUGAGCCACAGUACACCAACCUGGGGCUUCUAAACAGCAUGGACCAGCAGAUCCAAAAUGGCUCUUCCUCGACCAGCCCGUACAACACAGAGCAUGCCCAGAACAGCGUCACGGCGCCUUCGCCCUACGCCCAGCCCAGUUCCACUUUUGAUGCGCUCUCCCCCUCUCCUGCCAUCCCCUCCAACACAGAUUAUCCCGGGCCUCACAGCUUCGAUGUCUCAUUUCAACAGUCCAGCACUGCAAAAUCGGCCACGUGGACGUAUUCCACUGAACUGAAGAAGCUGUACUGCCAGAUCGCCAAGACCUGCCCCAUUCAGAUCAAGGUGAUGACCCCCCCACCCCAAGGGGCCGUCAUCCGGGCCAUGCCAGUCUACAAGAAAGCAGAGCAUGUCACCGAGGUGGUCAAGCGCUGCCCCAAUCACGAACUCAGCCGGGAAUUCAACGAGGGCCAGAUCGCUCCUCCUAGUCACCUCAUCCGAGUUGAAGGAAACAGCCACGCUCAGUACGUGGAAGAUCCCAUCACUGGGAGGCAGAGCGUCCUUGUUCCUUACGAACCACCACAGGUUGGCACGGAAUUCACAACCGUCCUGUACAAUUUCAUGUGCAACAGCAGCUGCGUCGGGGGCAUGAACAGGCGUCCCAUCCUCAUCAUCGUCACCCUUGAAGCCAGAGAUGGGCAAGUCCUUGGCCGCCGAUGCUUCGAGGCUCGGAUCUGCGCCUGCCCAGGCCGGGACCGCAAAGCCGACGAAGACAGUAUUCGGAAACAACAGGUCUCUGAAGGAACAAAGAAUGGUGAUGGAACGAAGCGCCCUUUCCGGCAGAGCACACAUGGCAUUCAGAUGACCUCCGUCAAGAAAAGGCGCACCCCAGAUGAUGAGCUGUUGUAUCUCCCAGUGCGGGGCCGGGAGACCUACGAGAUGCUGCUGAAGAUCAAGGAGUCGCUGGAGCUGAUGCAGUUCCUCCCCCAGCACACGAUUGAGUCGUACCGUCAGCAGCAGCAGCAGCAGCAGCAGCACCAACAACACCUGCUGCAGAAGCAAAACUCCGUCCAGGCUCAGCCUUCCUAUGGGUCGAGUUCUCCUCCGCUUGGGAAGAUCAGCGGCAUGAACAAGCUGCCCUCAGUCAGUCAACUCAUCAACCCUCAGCAGCGCAACACCUUGACACCCACCAGCAUUCCUGACAGCAUGGGAGCCAACAUUCCAAUGAUGGGAGGCCACAUGACGAUGGCGGGCGACAUGAACGGGCUCAGCCCCACCCAGACGCUGCCCCCCGCACUGUCCAUGCCGUCGACAUCCCACUGCACCCCGCCCCCGCCCUACCCCACAGACUGCAGCAUCGUCAGUUUCUUAGCGAGGCUGGGCUGCUCCUCCUGCGUGGAUUAUUUCACGGCGCAAGGGCUGACCAACAUCUAUCAGAUUGAACACUACUCCAUGGAUGAUCUGGUGAGCCUCAAGAUCCCGGAGCAGUUCCGCCACGCCAUCUGGAAGGGCAUCCUGGACCACCGGCAGCUGCACGACUUCUCCUCCCCUCCCCACCUCCUGCGCACCCCCAGCGGCGCCUCCACUGUCAGUGUGGGGUCCAGCGAGGCCCGCGGAGAGCGCGUCAUUGACGCCGUGCGCUUCACGCUCCGCCAGACCAUCUCCUUCCCGCCCCGGGACGAGUGGAACGACUUCAACUUCGACUUGGAUGCCCGCCGCAACAAGCAGCAGCGCAUCAAAGAAGAAGGGGAGUGAAGCCCUCCCUGCUCUGCCCCCCCCACCCCACCCCACCGACCGAUUCUGUUGUGGCCCCAAAGUGGCGGGGGGGACAGAGGGGAAGCAGGGCGGUGCGGCUCGAGCGAGGGAGAUCUCUGCCCUCCAGGGUUUGCGGCUUCUCUGCCAGGGCUGAAAGGUGUGUUCUCUCGUGUAAAUCACAGCUGGUGUGUGUUUGUGUGUGUGUGAGUGAGUGGGAGGGCCGCGUGGCUUUUAUGGUUGCGGCCAGUAAGGAAGGCACCCCCAAAAAUGAAUAGUCUCCUGUCUGGCAGUUACGCCUUUCCACAUUUCCGGCACUUAACUGCUCUUCUGCUGAGCUGAGCGCAUGUUUUGUGGGAGAUGUGUACCUUCUAGGUUUGGGUUGUUUUUGCCGUUUUCACGCACAACACAUAGUUGUGGCCUGA
This is a messenger RNA of Candoia aspera, 2343 nucleotides long. It is a transcript of the gene TP63, whose product is annotated as tumor protein p63. The record is from RefSeq and is a predicted model, not a curated record. Lineage: Eukaryota; Metazoa; Chordata; Lepidosauria; Squamata; Candoiidae. The coding region runs from base 152 to 1921 and encodes 589 amino acids. Gene Ontology annotation, cellular component: nucleus. Gene Ontology annotation, molecular function: RNA polymerase II cis-regulatory region sequence-specific DNA binding; protein binding; DNA-binding transcription factor activity, RNA polymerase II-specific. Gene Ontology annotation, biological process: regulation of transcription by RNA polymerase II; protein tetramerization; apoptotic process. The transcript has 12 exons.